Molecule: messenger RNA, 2734 nt
Organism: Dryobates pubescens (Downy woodpecker)
Lineage: Eukaryota; Metazoa; Chordata; Aves; Piciformes; Picidae
Gene: RALBP1
Product: ralA binding protein 1
Exons: 10
Coding region: 190-2166 (658 amino acids)
Biological process (GO): small GTPase-mediated signal transduction; endocytosis; positive regulation of GTPase activity
Cellular component (GO): membrane
Molecular function (GO): GTPase activator activity; small GTPase binding
Source: RefSeq, a predicted model, not a curated record
GGCAGCUCGCGUCUCGCCGCGCCGCGCCGCGGGCCGUCCUCGCGAGCCUGGGCGCGGCGGAGGCGGAAUGUGGCGCGAGGCGGGGCUCCGCCCGUGAGGCUGAGGCGGAGUCGCUGCGCCGGCCGAGCGGGACCCGGCGGUGUGAUGGACAGGUAGCAGAAGGUUUCACUUGGCUGUCAGGGAAUCAGAAUGACCGAGUGCUUCCUGCCUCCCACCAGCAGCCCCAGUGAACACCGGCGGGUGGAACACAGCGGGGGUCUGGCUCGUACUCCCAGCUCUGAAGAAAUCAGUCCUACGAAAUUCCCUGGAUUGUACCGCACUGGUGAGCCUUCACCACCUCACGACAGCUUGCAUGAGCCUCCAGACAUAGUAUCUGAUGAUGAAAAGGAGCAUGGGAAGAAGAAAGGAAAAUUCAAGAAGAAAGAAAAAAGAACGGAAGGCUAUGCUGCCUUUCAAGAGGACAGCUCCGGUGACGAAGCGGAGAGCCCUUCCAAGCUGAAGCGCUCCAAGGGCAUACACGUCUUCAAGAAGCCCAGUUUCUCCAAAAAGAAGGAAAAGGAUUUUAAAAUCAAAGAGAAGCCCAAAGAUGACAAACACAAGGAGGACAAACACAAGGAGGACAAACACAAAGAGAAGAAGUCGAAAGACUUAACGGCAGCAGACGUGGUGAAACAGUGGAAAGAGAAGAAGAAAAAGAAGAAGCCAAUCCAGGAGACCGAGAUCCCUCAGGUGGAGGUUCCGAGCCACAGGCCUGUGUUUGGCAUCCCUCUGGCCGAGGCAGUGGACAGGACCAUGCUGUACGACGGCAUCCGCCUGCCCGCCGUCUUCCGCGAGUGCAUCGACUACGUCGAGAAGUACGGCAUGAAGUGUGAAGGCAUCUACAGGGUUUCAGGAAUCAAAUCAAAAGUGGAUGAGCUCAAAGCAGCCUACGAUCGAGAGGAGUCUCCCAACCUGGAGGAGUAUGAGCCCAACACAGUAGCCAGCUUGCUGAAACAGUACCUACGAGAACUGCCUGAGAACUUGCUGACCAAAGAGCUCAUGCCCCGCUUUGAAGAUGCUUGUGCAAAGACCACAGAAGCUGAGAAAGUUCAGGAGUGCCAGAGGCUGCUGAAAGAGCUGCCGGAGUGUAACCACCUCCUCAUCUCUUGGCUGAUUGUGCACAUGGACCACGUUAUUGCCAAGGAACUGGAAACAAAAAUGAACAUCCAGAAUAUUUCCAUAGUGCUCAGCCCCACGGUCCAGAUCAGUAACCGUGUCCUGUAUGUGUUUUUCACACACGUCCAAGAGUUCUUUGGGAAUGUGACCCUAAAGCAGGUGACAAAACCUCUUCGAUGGUCCAACAUGGCAACAAUGCCAGCACUUCCAGAAACACAGGAGAGCAUCAAGGAAGAAAUCAGGCGACAGGAAUUCCUCCUGAACUGUUUACACAGAGACUUGCAGGCAGGGAUAAAAGACUUAUCCAAAGAAGAGAGACUCUGGGAGGUGCAAAGAAUUUUAACAGCUCUUAAGAGGAAACUGAGAGAAGCAAAGAGACAGGAGUGUGAAACCAAGAUUGCACAGGAGAUUGCUAGCCUUUCAAAGGAGGAUGUCUCCAAAGAAGAAAUGAAUGAGAAUGAAGAAGUCAUCAACAUUCUGCUGGCACAGGAGAAUGAGAUUUUAACAGAGCAGGAAGAGCUGCUGGCCAUGGAGCAGUUCCUGCGGAGACAGAUUGCCUCGGAGAAGGAGGAGAUCGACCGGCUCCGAGCAGAAAUAGCUGAAAUACAAAGCCGCCAGCAGCACGGCCGGAGUGAAACUGAGGAGUAUUCUUCUGAGAGCGAAAGCGAGAGUGAAGAUGAGGAAGAGCUGCAGGUCAUCCUGGAAGAUCUGCAGAGACAGAAUGAGGACCUGGAGAUAAAGAACAACCACCUGAACCAAGCGAUUCACGAGGAGCGAGAGGCCAUCAUCGAGCUGCGGGUGCAGCUUCGCCUGCUGCAGCAAGCAAAAUCUGAGCUGCAGGUGCAGGAAGAAGAGGAGCCAGAAAAACGUGGGGGUGUUCCUCAGCAGCAGCAGCAGCAGCAAAGAGACACUGUCCUGGAGACAAAAGCAGCCAAAGAGCAGCCAAAAGCAAGUAAGGAGCAGCAAGUCAAGCCAUCGCCGAGCAAAGACAGGAAAGAAACUCCCAUUUGAUCUGGCUCCUUAAAUACACAUUAAACAAAGCAAACUGCACAGAGAGAGUUUUGCUGGCUGUGUACAUUCUGUAACGGGACUUCGCUUUUGAGCCCUGGAGACUUCUGUCUCCCACGCUUGUGGCUUCUACUCCUGAGGCUCAGGUGAGUUUGGAGAGGCCAGAAGAGUUUUCCAGUUAGAUUAUUUCCAUUCUGGUUUCCUUCAGGUGAUUUGAAAUGUCCCAGUAACCCUUUUCUUUGAAACCAAAAUCAUUAUUUCCAUUCUUCGGAGCACAAUUGGAAGAGCUCAGUAAAUAAACAGUGCACCCACCCCUACUAAUUAAUUAUUUGCCUUGUGGAUCUCUUCAUCCUCAUUCACCAUUCUUUCUGCUUCUUAACCUUUGUCACUUCUUGCUUGUGCCUUUUGAUACCUUUUUGAUGCAGAUUAUAUAUACAAGGGAGCUUUAAACUGAUUCUGGGUUGGCUGAGAAGGUGGGAGACUGUGGGGUGUUGACCAAACAUGCCCUUAAGCUUCUUUAUUUUUGUGUUCUGAGAUGUACUGAAUAAAUGUAAACACUUGAGAGAUGUUA